Scomber scombrus (Atlantic mackerel) is the source of this 1532-nucleotide messenger RNA. RefSeq names its product zic family member 2 (odd-paired homolog, Drosophila), a (gene ptprjb.2). Gene Ontology annotation, molecular function: RNA polymerase II cis-regulatory region sequence-specific DNA binding; DNA-binding transcription factor activity, RNA polymerase II-specific. The record is from RefSeq and is a predicted model, not a curated record. Gene Ontology annotation, cellular component: nucleus. NCBI's taxonomy places the organism in Eukaryota, Metazoa, Chordata, Actinopteri, Scombriformes, Scombridae. Gene Ontology annotation, biological process: central nervous system development; regulation of transcription by RNA polymerase II.
AUGUUAUUGGAUGCUGGUCACCAGUUUCCCGGACUGGGAGUGGGCUCAUUUGCCAGGCAUCACUCAGCGAGCGAGAUGCAGGAGAGAGACUUGAGUUUGGCACAAAAUAGCUUUGUAGACUCCGCACACAUGGGUGCAUUUAAGCUGAACCACGAUCUCUCUCCGGGACAGAGCUCUGCCUUCUCCACCCAGGCGCCGGGUUACCCCGCUGCGGCUCUGGGGGCUCACGCCGCCCAUGUCACGUCGUAUGCAAGCUCUCCUUUCAACUCCACCAGGGACUUUCUCUUUCGUAGUCGGGGUUUUGGUGAAUCCUCACCGGCGAGCAGCCAACAUACUAUUUUUGGCCCCACGACGGGAUCCCUUCAUCACUCCCACACAGACACUCAAGGCCACAUUCUAUUCCCCGGGAUCCAUGAUCAACAUGGGUCCCACGGAUCCCCAAAUGUCCUGAAUGGGCAAAUGAGGCUCGGACUACCGGGAGAAGUAUUCGGACGGUCCGACCAGUACCACCAGGUAUCCAGCCCAAGGACCGACCCGUACUCCGCGGCGCAGCUCCACAACCAAUACGGCUCCAUGAAUAUGAACAUGGGGAUGAACAUGGCAGCCCACCACCACCCCGGUGCCUUUUUCCGCUACAUGAGGCAGCAGUGCAUCAAACAGGAGCUCAUCUGCAAGUGGAUCGACCCCGAGCAGCUCAGCAACCCAAAAAAGUGUUGCAACAAAACUUUUAGCACCAUGCACGAGUUGGUCACGCACGUCUCAGUGGAGCAUGUCGGUGGACCGGAGCAGUCCAACCACAUCUGUUUCUGGGAGGAUUGCCCCCGGGAGAGCAAACCGUUCAAAGCGAAAUACAAACUGGUGAAUCACAUUCGGGUGCACACCGGCGAGAAACCUUUUCCUUGUCCGUUCCCAGGCUGUGGAAAGGUCUUCGCACGGUGAAACUUGAAGAUACACAAGCGAACACACACAGGAGAGAAGCCGUUCCAGUGUGAGUUUGAAGGGUGCGACAGACGGUUUGCAAACAGCAGCGACCGAAAGAAACACAUGCAUGUUCACACGUCGGACAAGCCUUAUCUCUGCAAAAUGUGUGACAAGUCCUACACACACCCCAGCUCUCUACGAAAACACAUGAAGGUCCAUGAAGCCGCCCCACCACCAUCAGACUCAUCACCAGCAGCCAGCUCCGGUUAUGAAUCCUCUACGCCUCCAGGGCUGGUGUCUCCCACCACCGAGACCCAAAGCAACACCACCCUGUCUCCAGCCUCAGCUGUGCACAACACCACCAGCCACAGUGGCCUAUCCUCCAAUUUCAGUGAAUGGUAUGUUUAGGACUCAGCUGAAAUGAAGCAACACACACUCAUUUCACAGCACUGGACCAUCCAGCAGGAGAUUGGGACACGUGCACAUAAGAGGCACACAAAUAUUUGUUUAUUUUUGAUUUUAUUAUUUUUGAUCUGCCAGGGAAGAUGACAAUUACCAACAGAGGAAAAUAUGUAUAAUAGUCUAAGUGUAUUUCAUAUUGUAAAUAAUUA